Molecule: messenger RNA, 1812 nt
Organism: Patella vulgata (common limpet)
Lineage: Eukaryota; Metazoa; Mollusca; Gastropoda; Patellidae
Product: dynactin subunit 4
Exons: 1
Coding region: 32-1381 (449 amino acids)
Cellular component (GO): dynactin complex
Source: RefSeq, a predicted model, not a curated record
AACUGGAACAUGACGUCAUUCUGUCUCAAACAUGGCUACUUACUUGGAUGUAAAGUUGGUGAAAUAUGUUUGUUCGUGUUCCAAACAUUUACCGGUGUGCCGAUUAUAUUUAUGCAGGCACUGUCUAAAACUAAGAUGUUCAGACUGUGUUCAACAUGAGGUUGACACCCCUUAUUGCCCUAACUGCUUAGAGAAUAUGCCAACAUCUGAAGCCAAACUGAGAAAAAAUAGAUGUGGGAGCUGCUAUGACUGCCCUGGAUGUGGCCAUACACUGAUGACUAGAGCUAGUAAUCUGACAUUGCCUGAUCCAGAAGAUGCCACUAAAACAAUUUCCAAGAAAAUGUAUUACAUGGCCUGUAGUUUCUGUCGAUGGACUACCAGAGAUGUCAACAUAGAAGAUCAAUCCGUGGCAAGCGGUGCUUGGCAAGAUCAAGAAAAUGAACAUGCCAAAAGGAUCAAUAAUUUACUGGAAUAUUAUCGUAAGCUGGCGCAGAAAGAAAAAGCUGAAAAGGAAAGAAAAAAGUAUGUGAAAAGGCGGAGUCAUAUGUAUUAUACUGACAAAUAUGGUCUGACAUCUGUCGCUGCUGCUAGAAAGAAGACUCUUUCAUCAAUCUCAUCAUUAAGUGUAAAGGAUAACGAAGAAGCUGUUAGUGAAUUAGAACCAGGAAAAAAAGUCGUGGAUUUUGCACCUUUACCAGAUGACAUAUUUACCAAACCGUUAGAAUUAUCCAAGAUGACAUGUAUGGAACAAAGAUUAUCAACUCCAGAGUUUCAACCAGCUAAAGCCCAAGAUAUGUUCCCACAACAUAAACAUUUAUUGAUUCGUAAAUCAUUACGAUGUAAAGAAUGCGAACAUAAUUUAAGUAAACCAGACUUCAAUCCAUUGUCUAUUAAAUUUAAAAUCCAGUUGAUAGCUUUGAACCAUAUUCCUGAAAUUAGAAUUGGUGGUCCUGCAGUUUUUCUUCCCAACAAGGAAACCAGAGCUGUAUUGACAUUAAACAAUCCACAAACCUUUGACACAAUUGUUAAACUGUUAGCUAUGGAUGAUGAGUCUGGUUUAACAACAGCCAAGAUUGAAUUACCCAAGAAGGAGAUGAUAUUAGCUAAGAGAAAUGAUUUGGCUGGUUAUGAUGAUAAUCCUGUUAAGCAAGAUUUUAAUGACGAUUCAAGUUCAAUAGCAUUUAGAAAUCUCAAUAAAGUUGGGGUAUUUGUCAAAGUUACACCUGAAGUUGAACAAGGCGAUGUUAUAGUGUCAUUAACAAUGCAACAUGAAUAUCGAAAUACAACAGCUACUGUUGGUACAGAAGAUACCGAACCUCCAGUCGUUUGGAUUGAACAAAAAGUUUUUAUCAAAUUAGGCACAAUAAGCAGAGAAGGUUAAGUGAAUACAUUAUGGUUCAUAUUCUAUUUGAUCUAAGAGGGGAUAUGGAAUAGAUAUUUCGAAUAGUCAGUAAAUUAAAUUAUUAUUUUGUUUGUGGAGACUGGAAUCAUUUGAUAAACUUUACGGGAAAGGAACAGCAUUUUUUUUUAUUUAUAGCUUAUUAUACAUGUGGGCUUACAUCACUCACAGAUUCUCUUUGUCUACAGCUUGUUAUAUCUAUCACAAUAUUAAAAUGCCAUCAAUGUGCUAUUUUACUAAUUGGUAUGUGUUCUACUCAAGAUUGAUUAUUUAUUUAUGUAAUUAUGUAGUGUCAAUACUCAACACAUGCUAGUGUAACAGUGUAUGUAAAUUUGCUCUUGUGACAUUGUACAAGUAUAUGGAGAACUGUUAUUGAAUAUCUCAGCUUUGAAUUAAAGAGACAUUAAAACAAA